Molecule: messenger RNA, 3336 nt
Organism: Mesocestoides corti
Lineage: Eukaryota; Metazoa; Platyhelminthes; Cestoda; Cyclophyllidea; Mesocestoididae
Source: the annotation of a GenBank genome assembly
AUGUUAGGCGUUCCGAGGAAGCCUCCAAGAGUUGUAACUGUUAGAGGGCGGAAGGAAAAUUACAAAUGGAAAGUCAAGAUUAAAGGUGGGAAGAAGACAAUGGAGUCUUAUAUAAUAACUGACCCUAAUGGCAAUCCUAUAUGGGACUUUGAAGCCACUAUCGAAAUCGUUGAUGUUUCUCAGCCUGUUGUGAUUAAAGUCACAGAUUCAGAUAAUCACCAUAUUGGCCAGGUCGUAAUUCCUUUAAUACAAAUUGAGGAACGUCCGGCUGGUUUGACUUCAAAGCCUGCAACUGAUGCUAACCUAAGAGUUGCUGAGUUGGAACCCACCAAAAAAAUCUCCCAGGUGUAUGGUUCGAUUUACUUUUGGAUUUGGGCGGAGUCAUUUUAUGAUGACGGUGCCCCAGAAAAAAGCUCUCGAUCUUCUAUAAUGGGCUCCGAACGAUUACAUCGUAGUGCUUCAAAACUAUCUUCUCAUCUUCAUCGGCAUCGGGACAAAGAUGACGGUGCUUCUGUAACUGGCAGUACGCUGAGUAUGUACUCGACGUCGGGAGAGAAAAAGAAGCAUUGGUACAACAAGAAUCCCAUUAAGCACAUUCACGAAAAACACGGAAGUGGUUCUUCGCGUUUGGGAACAAAACAGGGGAGUGAAAUUGGCUACAGUAUGUCACAGUCAAUGGGUUCGUUAUUCAACAUGGAAAAUGAUCGCGCAUCACUUGCUGGAAGAGACAGUAAUGUUCUUGAUGGUCAGUCUGCCAAUGGAAGUGAGUUGUACGGAAGUCCUGGCAACAAACACGCGAAAAUGCCUCCAGCUCCGAACUCAUUUACACGAGUUGGAAGUAAUCGAAGAAUGGCACGACCACCCUCUUCUGGAAGUGAACUGAGCAGCAAUAUGGAAGCACCCAGGAAGCCUAGUGUCCCUUCGGAGCGACCCAAAAAGUCUCCACAACAACAAACGCUAGCUCAGGUUGCGUCUAAAAGAAGUACACCACCUCUCGACUCCUCGGAUGAAGGAGAAGAGGUCUCCACGCAGCCGCCUGCCGCCUCCUUAUCGCCUCCUUCAUCUCAGCCCCCAGAUCCGCCUUGUUUGUUGUCACUCUCACCCUCGCGUGGAUCGCCUGCUGCGGAAACCGUGGUUUAUAUUUACGGAAAGAAUCUGAGUGAAUCGACGAUGCGACACGCUGUUUUACUCGUUGAUGACUAUACCGUGGCGAGCUACAAGUGGAGUGUGAGUCAGGGCAGUUGGUCUGAAGAACCCGAAGCCACGCACAGGCUGACGCUUCGAAUGCCGCCUAAAAAGGAUUCCGCGGGCAGCAGCCAGGUGUGGAUUGACGUAGAGACCAUGGGACAUGGGCGCUUGCGGUGCCCUAAGCCGUUUGUCUACGAAGCAGAGCAAAGCCCACCUCCAGGCGGUAAUUCAGCGAAUCAACCAAUCGCCACUGACUUCGUUCGCAACUCGAGCAUUCGCCUUUCGGACACACGCACGCGGCGCGGUGCUCACAGGCCAACCGAAGCUGGACCCCUCAAGUCCACGAGUCCGCCCACCUCGGAGCUUGGUGGCUUCACUCGCAACUCGAGUAUCCGCCUCUCGGACACGCGGUCGCGACGCAGCCUUCGCGGCGGCAAGGCGCCUCCACCGCUGCCCUCGUACGGCGAACUGCCCCUCAGCGCUGGCAACCGUUCCUCCGGUCUGGGCUCCGAGGAGUCCUUCAGCGAAGCCACCGCCAACACCGCUGUCGCCUCCGGCGAAGCUAACUUGGCUGACGUGCGCAUAACCUCAAUAGUCGACGCCGAAGUGGUCAUUGAUAAGUUAAAGAGCGAGAUCACUGAGUUGUCGUCUGAGUUGUCGCGCAAGUCAGAGGAUGUUGAUCGCAUCAGCUCGGAUCUCUGUCGACUGCGAACGCGCCUACUUGAGGACGGCAUGCUUAAACCUGAAGCGAGCGCUGAGGCGACGAGGAAUGCAUCGACUGCUGGCUCAGAUCGCCCAGUUAACGUGGUUGAACAACCAAUCGGUUUAAAGCCUGUCAUCAGUGAGGUAACCGCACUGCCAGUGCCUCAGCGACUCAACACAGUCAUUGAAGAGGAAUCAGUCGGGGUGUCUUCAGAUGUUGACGAUGAUUACGCCUCGCGAGGGACCAACUCCGGGGAGAAGGAACUGCCUCCAGCUCCAGGCGUGUCUGCCGACAGCGAUGUGGACGAGGUCCUGGUCAUCGCACCGAAGAACUCUCCAAAGCCAGCCAUCUUUGAAGCCCAACCCGAGGUCGAAACGUCGAAGCAGCGGUCACCUAGCCCAGUCACUACAACCUCGCGCGAGGAACCCAAGAUGGAGGCCGUCUCGAAGGUCCAGACCCUGUCGACAUCCGACAACGAGGGAGCGCGCGGACCUCCAGUCCAUGGUUUAUAUACACAUGACUCUGAGGUAGCGAAACAGGAACGUCCAGACCCCAUCGGCGGCAACAACCUGGCCCACAGUCGGCCCUACGAGGAGAAGGCGCCACCUAAGCACUCCAUGGAAGACGUGGAAGAGGAUGAAGAAGAAGAAGAGGAUGAGAGCAGUGAUAGCGGGACCUCUGUUGACAACGAGUCCGACUCUGCCAGAGGCGACAGUCUCUUGCCAACGGUCGAAGAGAACUACUCGGUGCCGCAGUCAAGGCCGCGCAUUCUCUGCAUUGAUCCACAGCGUGGGUCCACCACCGGUGAAUACGAAGUCUGCCUGUACGGCGUCGGCCUGGACGAGGAGGUGAUGCGUCACGCGCAGGUCCUUAUCGACGUCUACACCGUACCACAACAGAACUGGCGCGUCGUGGCUGGGGUCUGGCCCAGCGUGGAUCCGCAGGCGACGCACUGUCUGCGCGUUCGUGUCCCCCCGAUGCCCGCCGGCGAGGCUUGGUUCGAGGUGGAGACGAUGAGUCGGGGACGCCUCCACUGCCCUGAACCCUUCGUCUUCCAGACGGGCUUCUCAGUGAAGCACUCGAUGCGUGGAAUGGGCGGUGGAGUGAGUAAGGAAAACCAACCUCCAGCCUCCACCACCACCACCGCGCAACAUCAGCCCGCACCAUCAUUCGCCGACUUCAAGUACACACCGCAGACGGACAAGGAGCCCGCUGUGCCGCCCCUGAAGCCCCAGUUGGCGUCUCUGCAGCGCCAAACUCCCGGUACCCACGACAACCUCGAUGCUGCGAAGAUGGAGAUAGCGAGUCUGUACGGCGAAAUUUCCCGUCUCAAACUCGAGCUCCAAUCGAAGUCUGCGGACGAGGCGCGCGUCGCUCGAGACCUCUGUCUACUGCGAACGCGCCUCCUCGAGGACGGACAGCUCAAGUACCUGGAAAAGUGCUAA